AUGAGACAACAACUGGACGAGCUGACGACACGCCUUGUUUCGCAGGCAAAAAGAUCCACACAACUGGAAUCACAGUUAGCCGAGAUUCAGACUCGCCUCCACUUGGAGAUGGAAGCGCGUAGUCUUCAGCUCACAGAGUUUACUUCAGCUCGUGAAAGAGAACGCCAGGAGCUGCUUGAUCAGCAGCAGCGCCUGCUCAGCUCAGAGAUGCGACGAAGCGAAGAGGCUCUGGAGCGGGAAAAACAACGAGCUGCAGAUGAAAUCAAAAUACUUUCCCAAAAGGUAGAUUAUUUUGGUUUUAUGAGCAAUACAGAGAAUUCUUGA
Protopolystoma xenopodis is the source of this 324-nucleotide messenger RNA. NCBI's taxonomy places the organism in Eukaryota, Metazoa, Platyhelminthes, Monogenea, Polystomatidea, Polystomatidae. The record is from the annotation of a GenBank genome assembly.